Fonsecaea multimorphosa CBS 102226 is the source of this 2430-nucleotide messenger RNA. RefSeq lists its product as uncharacterized. The transcript has 4 exons. Gene Ontology annotation, molecular function: hexosyltransferase activity; UDP-glycosyltransferase activity. The record is from RefSeq and is a predicted model, not a curated record. Bases 1 to 2430 code for a protein of 809 amino acids. Gene Ontology annotation, biological process: carbohydrate metabolic process. Lineage: Eukaryota; Fungi; Ascomycota; Eurotiomycetes; Chaetothyriales; Herpotrichiellaceae.
AUGGCGUCCGACGUGAAGCAACCACCACAACCGGCGGUUGACGCAGCAGGAACUCUUGACGAGCAGCAGGAUGGAGCCACCACACAGUCCAAACUUGGAGACGAUGGUCGCGUCAACAUCACCAUCCAAGAAAUCAACGAGCUCCUUGCCAACCAGAUCGAACAACUCCAGCUCUCCCGAGUCCAAGAGGGACUCGCUGCACCUCCACAGACAUCCCAUAGCCUUUUAGAGGCGAGUCGCAGACCCUCCCAAAUCCCCCCACCUCUAAAUGUCGUCGUCCAAGUCGUCGGGUCGCGCGGCGACGUCCAGCCGUUUGUCGCACUCGGGCUCGUUCUGAAGAACCAGUACGGCCACCGCGUCCGUCUGGCGACGCACGGGACGUUCAAGAAGUUCGUCGAGGAGAACGGGCUUGAAUUCUUCGAUAUCGGUGGGGACCCGGCAGAACUCAUGGCCUUCAUGGUCAAGAACCCCGGCUUGAUACCAGGGGUGAAAUCCAUCAAGGAAGGUGAUGUCGGGAAGAGACGCAGAGGCAUGGCUGAGAUUCUGCAAGGGUGUUGGAGGUCAUGCGCCGAUUUCAACGAGGUGAAAGAGGAGGGAACGGAAACGGCAGCAGCGCCCAAGAAGAAACCGUUCGUCGCUCAUGCUAUCAUUGCGAAUCCGCCAAGCUUCGCACAUAUCCAUUGCGCCGAGAAGUUGGGCAUUCCCUUGCAUUUGAUGUUCACGAUGCCCUGGUCGCCCACGCGAGAGUUUCCGCAACCCAUCGCGAACAUCAAGUCGUCAAAGGCCAGUGGAAGCAUGACCAACGAAAUGAGCUAUACGCUUGUCGACAUGAUGACCUGGGAGGGCCUGGGCGACAUCACGAACAAGUUCAGGAAAGAGACUCUAGGGCUGCAUAUGCUUUCCCAGGCGGCCGCAACGGAUAUGCUUCAUCGUCUACGGAUACCUUAUACUUAUUGCUGGUCUCCAGCACUCAUUCCGAAGCCCAAAGACUGGGGCCCUCACAUAACUAUUGCAGGCUUCUACUUCCUCUCGUUGGCGUCAAAUUACCAGCCAGACCCUGCUCUAGCUGAAUUCCUCGCAGCAGGUCCACCGCCCGUUUACAUCGGCUUCGGUUCCAUCGUUGUGGACGAUCCCAACGGAAUGACGAAACUCAUCUUCGAUGCGGUCAAGAAGACUGGACAACGUGCUUUGGUGUCCAAGGGAUGGGGUGGUCUUGGUGGAGACGACAUGGGUAAACCUGAUAACGUGUAUAUGCUGGGUAAUGUACCGCAUGACUGGUUAUUCCAACACGUUUCCUGCGUGGUGCAUCACGGUGGCGCCGGGACGACUGCAGCUGGAAUCGCGUUGGGCCGCCCAACGGUUAUCGUCCCCUUCUUUGGCGACCAGCCAUUCUGGGGAGCCAUGGUGGCCAGAGCCGGUGCGGGACCUACGCCCGUCCCGUCCAAAGAACUCACAGCAGAUCGACUAGCGGAUGCGAUCCUCGAGGCGCUGAAGCCCGGGACCUUGGAACGGGCACGCGAAUUGGGCGAGCGCAUCAAGGAAGAAAAGGGCACCGAAGUCGGCGCGGCGAGUUUCCACGCGCAAAUGAAUCUUGACCGCCUUCGCUGCAUGCUGGCGCCGUCCCGGGCAGCCGUCUGGUCCGUCAAGACCAAAGGAUCCAGCACGGAAGAUAUCCGGUUGAGCGCUUUCGCGGCGACGGUGCUGGGCAAUGAAGGCUUGAUUGACGUGAACCAGCUUGCCAUGUACCGCCACAUUGAAUACCCCGUCGAGUAUGGGGCUAUUAGUUCUCACGUGGCCGGGCCCAAUCCGAUGCUCAGCACCGUGGGCUCCAUCACUUCUAGAAUUGUGCACACACCCAUCAACAUUGCCAAGGCUUGGGGUGGCGUUGUCUACGAACCCUACAAGGGCGCCAGAUUCGGCGGUUGGAAAGGCUUUGGAAAGGGCCUGGGGAAGGGCAUUGGGAAUUUGCUGUUCCCCCCUAGAGGACUGGUCAUUGGCCACGCUGCAUACGGAGUCAGGGCCUUGUACGAAGUGAUUAAGAAGAGAUUGGACGGAGAUCCAACGCUGAGUUACAUCCUUGCCACGAGGUAUAUCGAAGGGUUUGAGGAGGUGAGCAAGGCCACCGAGGAGGAGAAGCUGGAGGUGCUCACUAGGUGGAACGAGAUGAAACCUGAGUUGAAGAUGGUCGAUACGCGGUCAAGCGUUGGCAGUGAUCAUCCGGACAAGGAGGAGACCGGGUCGUUUCUGUCCAGGUUGACGAGCCAUUCCAGCUCGAAGAGCGCGAAAAGUGGCAAGAGUGGGAAGAGGGAUAAGGACCCUACGACAGAGGCCAUCAGCGAGGCCAGCAGCGCGGCAGAUUCGCCGCCCAGUUAUGCGGAUCCCCCAGCGUCAGCAAAAGAGGACGGUAAUGAGACACGGGAGAGUGCCUAG